AUGUCUUUCCUCAGACGUCGCUUCGGUCGUGCAACAGGCGACGAUUCUACGCCCGAUAUCUCGCGGGAGCCCUCGCCGGCGCCAGAUGGCACGAAGCGACCUGGUAAUCUGCGCGUGAUCACGACGGAACAGUUGCAUACCCUCAAGAAUAGGGGAAAACAUGGCAAAAGGAAGAAUGCCUGGGUUUUUGGCGUGGGCAUCCUGUUCGGCCUGAUAGGAGCGGGCUUCUUUGCGAGCAACAAUGAUAUAAUCGACUUCAAGGCCAUGCAGGAUGUCAACCUGGAGAGCCUCAUGGAAGCGCUGCCUGCGAGUUUUGUCAAGAGCGCACAGCAACUGCAGAAACAAGAACGCGACACGGUCGACUACGACUCCUUCGCCGUCGGCCUGCAUGCGCAAAAACAGGGCAUCAAGGCCAAACACCCCGUCAUCAUGAUCCCUGGCGUCAUCUCCACCGGACUCGAGUCGUGGGGCACAGAAGAAGGAUCGAGGCAAUACUUCCGCAAGAGGCUGUGGGGGUCGUGGACAAUGAUGCGCGCCUUGGUCAUGGACAAGGCCUCGUGGAAGCGGCAUAUCAUGCUGGAUAAAGAUACAGGCAUGGAUCCGCCCGGAGUGAAGCUGAGGGCCGCCCAGGGUUUCGACGCAGCAGACUUCUUCAUCACCGGCUACUGGAUAUGGAACAAGAUUCUCGAGAACCUCGCAACCAUCGGGUAUGACCCAGGCAACGCCUUCACCGCAUCUUAUGACUGGCGCAUGAGCUAUAUGAACUAUGAGAUCCGCGAUCAGUACUUCACCCGCCUCAAGUCGCACAUUGAAGUUGCCGUCAAGGUCGCGGACAAAAAGGUCGUCCUACUCUCCCACUCUAUGGGCUCACAGGUCCUGUACUACUUUAUGCACUGGGUCGAGGCCAAAGGCUACGGCGACGGCGGCCCAGACUGGGUAGACAAGCACAUCGACUCUUGGAUCAACAUCUCAGGCUGCAUGCUCGGCGCCCUGAAAGACAUGCCCGCCGUGCUGUCCGGCGAAAUGAAAGACACAGCUCAGCUCAACGCCUUUGCCGUCUACGGCCUCGACCGCUUCCUCUCCCGCUACGAGCGCGCCGAACUCUUCCGCGCCAUGCCCGGCCUCUCCUCCAUGCUCCCCCUCGGCGGCAACGCAGUCUGGGGCGACGAAACCGGCGCGCCCGACGACCUCCCCGGCCAAAACGUCACCUUUGGCCCCUUUAUCCGCUUCCGCAACACAACCUCGCCGCUCACAAAAAAGAACCUCACCGUCGACGACAGCCUCCCCUUUCUCUUCCAAAAUACCGAACCCUGGUUCAAGAAAAUGAUUACCUCGUCCUACUCCCACGGCGUAGCUCACACCACCGCAGACGUCGAGCGCAACCAACUCCUCCCCGCCAAAUGGGUCAACCCGCUUGAGACACGCCUGCCGCGCGCCCCGAACCUGAAAAUUUACUGCUUCUACGGCGUCGGCAAGGAGACUGAACGCGCGUAUUAUUACCGCAGCGAUGACGAUCCCUCGAGCGGGCUGAAUGUCACGUUAGAUACUGUGUACACGAGGGAUAAUGUCGACCAUGGCGUUGUGCUGGGCGAGGGGGAUGGCACGGUCAAUCUACUGUCUAGCGGGUACAUGUGUGCAAAGGGGUGGGGGAUCAAACGCUAUAAUCCUGCGGGCGUCAAGGUUACAGUCUACGAGAUGAAGCAUGAACCUGAUGCGUUGAGUCCUCGAGGGGGUCCUAAUACCGCCGAUCACGUCGACAUCCUCGGCCGCUCCUCCCUCAACGAUCUUAUACUGCAAGUCGCAGGUGGACGCGGCGAACUCAUCAACGAAACAAUCCACUCAAACAUCAGAGCGUAUGCGGAGAAAGUCAAGAUAUAUGAGGAGUAG
Plenodomus lingam JN3 is the source of this 1887-nucleotide messenger RNA. RefSeq lists its product as uncharacterized. Gene Ontology annotation, biological process: triglyceride biosynthetic process; lipid storage. Gene Ontology annotation, molecular function: phospholipid:diacylglycerol acyltransferase activity. Gene Ontology annotation, cellular component: perinuclear endoplasmic reticulum; cytoplasm. NCBI's taxonomy places the organism in Eukaryota, Fungi, Ascomycota, Dothideomycetes, Pleosporales, Leptosphaeriaceae. The record is from RefSeq and is a predicted model, not a curated record.